AUCGACCGAUAUCUUGUCCGUCGUGGUGGCUGCACUGUACGAGUCAAUGACAUCACCGGCAAACGUUUCUGAGCAUUGUGUAAAAUAGGUAUUAGGUACACAUUAUUAUCUCCCGGGGGAAAACGGUCUACCGCGGUCUACGAACAGUACAAACUAUUGAAACCAAGCGUCGGACAGACACGGACGACAAGUCGGUGCCGCUGCCGACCUUCCGUUGGUCGCCCCUUACUCGCGUUCUGCCUUCUGCAGUGGCAAUUGGCAGUUCUCCGCGUUCUCGUUAGUCGGCAGUCACCGUUGCGACUCGGUAGUCGGUGGUGGCAGUCGUGCUUAGUGCUCUCGUCCCUUUUCGCUAUGAUUUUUUUCUUUUAGAAUUUUCUAUGCUCCGCUUGUAGUUCUAGGUAAAUUAACAUCGAACCCAAGUCAUAUUCGUAUUCAUGAAAAUGUCAAUAAUAUACGGUGCUAUCGUUCUCAAUAGUAGUAAUAAUGUGUAUUUUCUCACUGAAAUGUCUUUUCUUUGACUUGACUUCAAUGAUCAAAAAUAUAUUUAAAUAAAAUUAAGUCGUAGCCGAAGGGUUGUUCCUAUAAGCUAUAGUUAAUAACCAUUUAAACAUUUUUAACAUAAUAUAUACCAAUGGCUUUUCAAGAAUUCAAUAAUACAGGUUAUUGGGGUAAACCUACAGCUACCAUUGAUUGGUGUGAGAAAAACUAUGAAGUAAAUUACUAUGUUGCUGAAAUGUGGAAUACUAUCAGUAAUUUAAUGAUGAUAAUACCUCCAUUAUGGGGUAUUUGGGACAUGAAAAAACAAAAAUUUGCUCGAAGAUUUUUUUUGUGUUAUGCAUUUAUUUUGGUGGUUGGUUUUGGCAGUUUGGCAUUUCACAUGACGCUAUUAUAUGAAAUGCAAUUAUUUGAUGAAUUACCAAUGGUUUGGGGAACAUGUUAUUGUGUUUAUUGUUUAUCUAUAGUAAAACAUGAUAUGAAAUCUAAGAUUAUUCCAAAUAAACUAUUAUUAUUAAUAUUAAUAAUUAUAAGUAUUGGAUUUGCCAUAAUUUAUCUUGCUUGGCCACAACCAUUAUUGCAACAUGUUUGUUAUGGAAUACUAGUUGCUAUAUCUUUAGCACAGGAAAUUAAAUUAAUACUAGAAUUUAAAUGCGCUGUCUGUAAACGUAUGUUUAUUGUUGCAAUAGCAUUAUACCUGUUUGGGUUUUUUUUGUGGAAUAUUGAUAAUAUACUUUGCAAAAAUAUUACGAUCUUAAGAGAACAGAUUCCAAUGUUUCUUCAACCAUUCACUCAAAUGCAUGCUUGGUGGCAUAUAUUUGCAGGGUAUGGAGUUUACAUUCAAGUUCUAUUUUGUAUUCACAGCACAUAUGAUUACCAUAAAAAGUAUAAACUAUCAAAUUUACUUUUACCAGAGCAUUUGUAUUUUAGUAUACGUUGGCAAAAACCUACAAAAAGUAAUUGAUCUUUCAAUUUAAGUCCAUAGUAAACAAGGAUUAUAUUAUUAUUUGUUGUAUACGUAUUACACUUGUAUGUAUUUUAUUAAAACUAUUAUGGAAUUUAGAUACCAAUUCAAAAUUAAAUUAUUAAAUUAUUUUUACUAUUAUUUUAUUAAGAGUUACCUUAUUAAAUUUAAAGUUAAUUUAUUAUUUCAUAAUUAAUUUUAAACAAAGAACUUAAUAUUAUUUAAAUUUGUUUUGGAGCUGGAAGUGAUAAUUUGUAUAGAAUAUAAUUCUAUUAGUAUAAAUUAUUUAUAUCAUUUGUAUGCACCUAGUUAUUUUUAGAUCAGUAUUGAAAUCAUGUAAAUCACUGUUUCCCAACUUUUUAAAUUUUUUGUUUGUAAACGGAUACAUUUUCACACAUUUUAAAUUUUAAAAUAAAUUUAAAAAAUAGGUCUUACAUUGAUCAAAAGCAAUUUACCAAUGGUCAACUGAAAUUAAAAUCUUAAAUUGGAUAGUCAGUGGUUAAAUUAUAAGGUAUGUGAAUAUGCAGUAUAAUAUCUUAUAUUAAAAAAAAUAUAUAUAUUAAUGCAUA
Aphis gossypii (cotton aphid) is the source of this 2028-nucleotide messenger RNA. It is a transcript of the gene bwa, whose product is annotated as alkaline ceramidase 3. The transcript is spliced from 7 exons. The coding region runs from base 632 to 1459 and encodes 275 amino acids. NCBI's taxonomy places the organism in Eukaryota, Metazoa, Arthropoda, Insecta, Hemiptera, Aphididae. Gene Ontology annotation, biological process: phytosphingosine biosynthetic process; ceramide metabolic process. Gene Ontology annotation, cellular component: endoplasmic reticulum membrane. The record is from RefSeq and is a predicted model, not a curated record.